CUUGUUUCUCCCCGGACACAUUUAGUCUGCACACCUACCAGAAAGGCGCCGUAUUAUCACGCUUUGACACUGUAGCGCAACCGCGCAGAUGGCGACUACUAAAGUUCCAGAGGUUCGUGACAUCACACGAAUUGAGAGAAUUGGCGCACAUUCACACAUCCGUGGCCUUGGCUUGGAUGAUGCUUUGGAACCAAGACAGGUGUCUCAGGGAAUGGUUGGGCAGCUGGCCUCCAGACGGGCUGCAGGCGUCAUCCUGGAGAUGAUCAAAGACGGCCAUAUAGCUGGCAGGGCGGUGCUGAUUGCAGGGCAACCAGGCACUGGAAAGACUGCCAUCGCCAUGGGUAUCGCUCAGAGCCUGGGUCCUGACACCCCUUUCACAGCGUUGGCCGGCAGUGAGAUCUUCUCCUUAGAAAUGAGCAAGACUGAAGCACUCAGCCAAGCCUUUAGAAAAGCCAUCGGAGUGAGGAUAAAGGAGGAAACCGAGAUUAUUGAAGGAGAAGUUGUAGAAAUCCAGAUUGAUCGACCUGCUACUGGAACGGGUGCCAAGGUGGGCAAAUUGACGCUGAAGACUACUGAGAUGGAGACAAUAUAUGACUUGGGCAACAAGAUGAUUGACAGUCUCAGCAAAGAAAAGGUCCAAGCAGGUGAUGUCAUCACCAUCGACAAAGCUACCGGAAAGAUCAGCAAGUUGGGCCGUUCCUUCACAAGAGCCAGAGACUAUGAUGCCAUGGGAGCUCAGACCCAGUUCGUGCAAUGUCCAGAGGGCGAGUUGCAGAAGAGGAAGGAGGUGGUGCACACGGUGUCCCUGCACGAGAUCGAUGUCAUCAACAGCCGCACGCAAGGAUUCCUGGCUCUUUUCUCCGGGGACACUGGCGAGAUCAAGUCAGAAGUCCGUGAGCAGAUCAAUGCCAAAGUUUGCGAAUGGAGGGAAGAGGGCAAGGCGGAGAUCAUCCCGGGGGUGUUGUUUAUUGACGAAGUCCACAUGCUCGACAUGGAGUGUUUUUCCUUCCUUAACCGUGCCUUGGAGAGUGACUUGUCCCCCGUUCUCAUCAUGGCCACCAACAGAGGCAUCACCCGCAUUCGUGGCACUAACUACCAGAGCCCUCACGGCCUCCCGCUGGAUCUCUUAGACCGCCUGCUUAUCAUAGCCACCUCCCCUUACACCGAAAAGGAGACGAAGCAAAUCCUAAAGAUCCGGUGUGAGGAGGAGGAUGUUGAGCUGAGCGAAGAGGCUCACACGGUCCUAACUCGCAUCGGUAUGGAGACGUCGCUGCGAUACGCCAUGCAGCUCAUCAGCACGGCUGGUUUAGUCUGUCGCAAACGCAAGGGUACAGAGGUACAAGUGGAGGACAUCAAGAAGGUUUACUCUCUCUUCCUGGACGAGGCCAGAUCUUCUCAGUACAUGAAGGAGUAUCAAGACUCCUUUCUCUUUAAUGAAACACAAACAACAGCAAUGGAAACCUCGUAACAACCUCUCAAUUCCCGCUUCACAUUUUUUAACUCAUUGCCUGUGAAAUCCAUUUGAAUUGAGAUGACUGGCAUUGGGUAAUCAUGUUUCAAUGCCAUGAACGGAACAUUACGUUCAAUGUGGGUUGGACGUCUCACGCCAUCAAUGGCAUUCAAUGAGUUAUCUUUUGAAGCCUUUGCCUUUAAUUUGAAUAAAACAAGUGAGUGACCUGCGAUGUUACAAAUGUUUUGGCAGUCGUACAGUUAGUAUAUUACGUUUCUAUUCUUUGUUUUUAUAUCAUUUCUGAUGCGUUUCCAUGAUUUGCACUCGUACGUCACAUAAAAGACCAAUAAAAAGUCUUAAA
Messenger RNA from Corythoichthys intestinalis (scribbled pipefish), 1811 nucleotides. It is a transcript of the gene ruvbl2, whose product is annotated as RuvB-like AAA ATPase 2. Gene Ontology annotation, cellular component: NuA4 histone acetyltransferase complex; R2TP complex; Swr1 complex. The record is from RefSeq and is a predicted model, not a curated record. Lineage: Eukaryota; Metazoa; Chordata; Actinopteri; Syngnathiformes; Syngnathidae. The transcript is spliced from 14 exons. Bases 89 to 1468 code for a protein of 459 amino acids. Gene Ontology annotation, molecular function: DNA helicase activity; ATP hydrolysis activity; ATP binding. Gene Ontology annotation, biological process: chromatin remodeling; regulation of transcription by RNA polymerase II; box C/D snoRNP assembly.